AGGACGGAGAGGCAGAAUCGGAAUAGCUCUCCUGUCUCCUGGCAACUAUCCUGACGCAUCCAAAAAAAAAAGUCAUCCGAAAAAAAAAAAAAAGGGGACACAUAGAAAAAUGGGGAGGUACAACUCCAAGUGAAUGCAGAUUGGGAGAAGACACAGGCGCCACAAUGACAUGGAGGCUGGGAGGGAGUCCAGACGGUAGCAUCUCCUGAGCGCCACAUCCCAAGGAGACCCCCGGAUCCUCCCCGACAGAUGCUGCAAUCCAGCUGAGGAUCCAACAUAGUAAAUGACCGCCAGCCGGGAAGGAGGCGGGACGUGGACCGUAUGACUGUUCUUACCCGCGUCAGUCUUUGUCUGUCUCACAGUCAUGUCAUUACCAAAGAUACAAAUUGAGGAACCAGAAGAUGAAGCUGAAGGUAACUCCGUCCCACCAACAGAUGACCAUCUAAGAAACUUGAAGGCCCUGACUGAGAAGUUGAGGUUGGAGACCAGGAGACCGUCCUAUCUAGAAUGGAGGGCGAGACUGGAGGAUCAACCCUGGAAGAGCCCAAAUCUUCCUGUGGAGCAAGAGGUGGAGGAAAAAACACAAACUGAAGGGGCAAUAGGCUCAACGGUUGAGAGGAAACCGGAUCAGAAGCCCGCGGCGGUCCCGAAGGAAAAAAGCAUAUUCACGUCCGGGAAGAUCCAUGGCUUCGAUAGCAUCGACGAGGCUCUGAAUUGGCUCAGGAAGGAGCUGACAGAAAUGCGUCUUCAGGACCAGCAGCUGGCCAGGCAGCUCAUGAGGCUCCGCAGCGACAUCAACAAGCUGAAGAUCGAGCAGACCUGUCACAUCCAUCGACGGAUGCUGAACGACGCCACCUACGAACUGGAGGAACGGGAUGAGCUCUCCGACCUCCUAUGUGACUUCCCCAUGAUGUCCUCCUUUGGCCUUUCUACGCCCCUUAAACUUAUUGGGGUUACCAAAAUGAACAUCAACUCUCGAAGGUUUUCCCUCUGCUAGAACCUUUGGCAAUGUUCCAGGAGGUGUCCACCCAAAAAGGUCAUCAUAGUGUUCUGCUGCCUUGUAAUAGUUCCACCAUGUCAUGCCGCCCAACGCUGUGACUCACGCGUCAGACAAGGCAAACUAUCCUAUAGCAUGGCGGUCAGCCGAAUUCCAGAGAGGAGUGUACAAUCCAAUGUUCAUUCCGACACUAGAUGUCCAUCACAACUGUUAGAUGUUACCAAUGUUCUGUAAUAUACAUCCAGGUAUGGUGUCCUGGUGGGAUGUGGAGUUUAUAGAAACAGUAUUGAAGGACGGCGACAAGAUAUGACCAUUGUAUUUAAAGCACAAUGUUGCAGUGUUCGAGCACUGGUGGCCUAUGACAAAUUCACACAAUGGUAGUCAAUGUCUUAUAGAUCCCUCAUCACAUCUUCUAGGUGGCCAACACCACCAACAUUGACCACCAAAAUUUGUGGUUACAUUUUCCGACUUUUGGUCAAGCUCCCAGUCUAGUUCGUUGCCAAAAAUUGGUUGGCAGAAUCUACAGGAACCCCGCCCAUUGGCUCCUCCUGAUGUAUGGAGGUGCGCACGAUGUCAGGAUGUUGGACGGACCUGACCUUAGAGAACAUCCCUGUCUGCCUUGGAGGUGGCUCUGCGCUCCUUCAGCAGGUUGAAAAAUGCUGAUGAUAUAGUACGGUUAGGGUGAGGGGUUUUCUUGAUGGGCAGGUGCUUCGGAUUGGUGGGUUUUUCGGAUGCUGGCUAACUUUAUUGCAGCGGGCAGAUUGGCACCCCCAUCAAGAGGGCACUCUAGGCGGCUGCCUAUUUUGCCUAUAGGCAGAGCCGGCCCAGUCUAUAAAGCUGAGACAAGGGGUGGGUAGAGAAGGCAGCUGCCUUAGGCACCAUCGGAAGGGAAUGCCAUUUAUGGUCCAUUAUUGGGGGUUUUGCACAAGCACUUUCCUGACUUUUGCAGUAGAUUGUACAUUGAUUUAUACAACAUCUGAAACAAAAUAAACCUAGACACCAGCUGUGCCAUGGUUAAUGCAAGCACCGCCCCCCCCCCCCCCCCCGGGCCCCCCGAACACACACACAGGGCGCAUGCCAUAACGAUUUAUACAAGGCAGGAAAGUUAGGAAAAUACAGAUUGUCAUCACUUGGCUCUGGGAGAACAAGGAAUCUCAUCACAUGACCAAUCCUGACUUUAUACAUUUGGAUUUUAGGACUUGUUUUCCCAACAUUACACAGUAGAUAUAUAUAUAUAUAUAUAUAUAUAUAUAUAUAUAUAUAUAUGUGUGUAUAUAUAUAUAUAUAUAUAUAUAUAUAUAUAUAUAUAUAUAGACUGGGCCAGUAAGUAACAGUUUAAACAACAAUCAUGAGAAGUAUUUCUGCUUAUUUGUCUUGCACUAAUUCUGACAUACAUUAGGAGGGGGUGUUAUCAUAUCAAUUUGGGCAAUAUUAUUUUUUUUCAUAUGCACAGUUUUCUUUGCCGGAGGUUUCUGUGUCUAAUCUAAAAAGUUGCAGAUGCAACAUAAUAAAAUGGGUGAAUUUUUUUUUAAAGAAUGGGCAACAGGGGGAAAACACACACAAAUUCAUGAACUUCCCACACCCUAUCCCACCUAGGGAGUGGAGCACGCUUGUGUACUUUUUUGCGCAAAAUUCCUUUUCUGUUUUUUUUUUUUUGUUUUUUUUUAAUGCAGAGGAUAAAUGCAACAAAAUAAUUUGCCCACAUUGACUCAUUAAGGGUACGGUCACACCAAGCGCAUCUGCAACGAAUUUCACAAAGCGGAUGUGCCGAUGACAGUCACAAGAGCGAGCUGCCUGCUGCGGCUGGGUAGCUCUGUGUGUCUGCUCGUAGCAGUGGAUUUCCUGCUGCACAUCUGCUACGAACAGGCACUAUUGUGCCUACAGUGGGAAAUCUGCCGCUACGAGUGGACUCAAAAAGCUACCCAGCCGCAGCAGUGAGCUCGCUUUUGUGACUGCCGUCAGCGUAUCAGCAUUGUGAAAUACACUGCGGAUGUGCUACCCUUACCCAAAUGUGCAAAUUUACACAAUGACACACAUGCAAACAUUUACACAAUUACACAGGCGCAAAAAUGUACACAAUUACACAGGCUCAAAAAUGUACACAAUUACACAGGCGCAAAAAUGUACACAAUUACACACACCCACAAAUUUACACAAUUACACACAUGCAAAAAAUUUACACAAUUACACACACAGAAAAAUUUAGACAAUUACGCAAAUGCAAAAAUGACGAAGCUACUGCCUACUGCAAAAAAUAUGGGAAAAAACAAUCAACAAAUAGCCACCAGCCAAAAAAACACGCAAAACAUGGCAAGAAAUCAUGCAAAGACAACGAUUAAUUCAAUCCCCCCCACCCCCCAGGCUCAUUCUAGAUAAUCAGCCCGUGUAAAAGGGUCAACGAUCAGCCGGUGAAUGAGCAAAUGCCGAUUCGUCGGGUGAUGGGAUAUUUUGUGCAGUCAUUUAAAUUAUUGUUAUAGGACGCACUUCGCCCUGUGUAAACAGCAAGGUCAACGAUGAUGAAUUUAAAGAGCUGCACGAAUGAUCCAGUGAUCAUUUCUGUGACCCGGCCGCAUGAUUGGUCAAGCCUUGUCAAGGCUCAGCAAACGAGUGCCGAUCACCCAGAUUGGCUCUCGUUAUCAUGGCAGUGUAGACCCAUGUCAAAAGGCCGUUAUACUCCAUUCACAUUCAGAUCUGCAUUCAGAUUUCUUCUGGCUUUCUCCCCCCGCUUCUGAUUCAAUGUGGGCAUAGAAUAGUGUCCCCCUAACCUGUAGCAAAACUACAACUCCCAUUAUGCCCGGACAGCUGAAAGCUGUCCGGGCAUGAUGGGAGUUGUAGCUUUGCUAGAGCUGGAGAGCCAUAGGACAUUGGCGUGGAGCCUACUUUGUUGUGGUACUUUAAGGGGAGCCACAUGAUAAUGUGAUAUGGACAAAAAAUACAUCUCCCACAAUGCAAGAGAUCCCAACAUUUGUACCAUGAUGGCUUUCAGCCAGAGGAAUUGUAAACCCUGCUUAAAAUAUGACUGGAGUCUCAAAUGUAAUAGUGUAAACUAUUAGACACCCACAGCCAAAUCGGCUGUUUACUAGGCGGGAUCUAUUAGAUCACAUGGUCUUUAGAUAUUCCCGAUAGCACAUGCUUGAUAAGUGUUCAUCGUAUGACAAAACAUUGUAUCCACAGCACCUUGUGACAGCAAUAACAGUGUUUCCUCUAGAAUCGUCAGCUAACAUAUAAUUACGUCGUCUAUGUAGCGAUAGCCUAAAGCUUACAGCAGAUUAUGCCAUCCAUUUACUGUACUUUAAAACAACACCGACUGAUGCCUUUUCCGUUCCUACUUAUCAUCCAUUUGUUGAAUUGUACCAUUUGAUUGUAUAUGCAUAAUAUUUGAUAGUUUCCUUUUUUCUAUGUUGCCUUUUUUUGCUAUUUUUUUAUGUAAUAGUUAAUUCCAAAGUGCGUUUUGAUGAUUAAUGCAAAAAAAAGCGUCAAUGAGACAAAAACUGAGUUCAUUUUUAAUGUUUUAUGAAUGUAUAUGGAAUUUUUAUUCCUCCUAGAAAAAAAAUAUUAAAAAAUAAAAAGGACAUGGGCAUUCAGAAUAAAUGAAAACUGAGUAUC
Messenger RNA from Hyla sarda, 4603 nucleotides. RefSeq names its product family with sequence similarity 167 member A (gene FAM167A). Bases 365 to 997 code for a protein of 210 amino acids. The record is from RefSeq and is a predicted model, not a curated record. Lineage: Eukaryota; Metazoa; Chordata; Amphibia; Anura; Hylidae. The transcript has 3 exons.